Molecule: messenger RNA, 2091 nt
Organism: Aspergillus steynii IBT 23096
Lineage: Eukaryota; Fungi; Ascomycota; Eurotiomycetes; Eurotiales; Aspergillaceae
Product: Zn(II)2Cys6 transcription factor
Exons: 6
Coding region: 1-2091 (696 amino acids)
Biological process (GO): regulation of DNA-templated transcription
Cellular component (GO): nucleus
Molecular function (GO): zinc ion binding; DNA-binding transcription factor activity, RNA polymerase II-specific
Source: RefSeq, a predicted model, not a curated record
AUGACAAGAAGUACAGGAACCAGGCUCUAUCGCGCCUGCAUUCGAUGCCGACAGCGAAAGACAAAAUGUGACCUGUAUUAUGAGAGCAGUAGUGGACAUCAGCCGUGUUCAAAAUGUUCCACAGAGGGCUUUGACUGCGUCGUAGCCGGAUCAAGCCGAGGCGGCGACUAUUCACACCUCCGGAAACGACGCAGGUGCCAAUACAGACGACAAAUAAUCCGCAAUUCCGAUGGUUCAGAAAACCAGAGCAUCAGUCCUAAGCUGUCAAUGGACAACGUCCCUGAGGAGAGCCAAGGCUAUGAUAUUCAUGGCGGGAUACAAAACCCUCUAGAAGCGCUCCAAAUCCUGGCACAGACGGCGUCUAGCGAAAGAGUGACUUACAGAAGAGCCUCUACACUUCCUGAACUUCCCAAAAAUAACCUAGAAUUUCGAGAUGGAACAGGCAGUCAUGUUCCUGGAGAUAAGCCCAGUCUGAGGGAAAGUGAGAUUAUCCAGGAUGGCGUUGUAGACAUACAAAUGCUCGAGCCUCUUUUGCAGUACUAUGCCAGCAACCACCACCCCUAUUUACCAAUUGUACCAAGCCAUUUGAUAUCUGGCGAAACGAUGAAGCAUCAUUGGGCUUACGAGCCAUUUUUGCUAGCCGCGGUACUAACGAUAUCGACGCAGAACCGGCAAGGCUUAGAGUCUCUACACACCAGAGUCCUAGGCUAUAUGGAGAAACUCCUCCUUCGUGUAGUCCUGGGCUCCAGGAAUGUUCGACAGGUCGGCUCAGUGGAAGGCCUAUUGUUGUUAGCUGAAUGGGUACCGCAUAUCAACUCGGGGACCAAUCAAGGAGAAACAUCUGAGGAAGAUAGCCUGGCGUGGAACCUCAUCGGACUGGCAGUUAGGCAAGCCUAUUUGUUCCAUUUGGAAAGAUAUUCCUUUCGCGGAGAAGGGAAAGCCGAGUCGGAACCAGUUGCGAGUCGGAAGCGAUUGGCCUGGAUAUUCACUUACCUUGCAGAUCGCCAGAUAUCCAUUCAGAUGGGUCAAGCAUUUUGGUGUCGCGGACCAGGUCUAUCUGCUCGAUUCACGGCGCAUGACUACCCUUCAUUGCGCCCUCAGAGGGCUGGACAAUCUGACUAUGCAUCAUUUGUACAAGCUCAGGUUGAAUUAACAACCAUCUUUGGAAAUGUACACGACAUCCUGUAUGCUUCCAAGUCACACACAGGGCAGUUGAUUCUCAUGGGUGACUACACAAAGUAUCUAGACGACGGUGCAAAGGCACUCGACAUGUGGAAAAUGUCAUGGAGCAAUGUCAAUGUGCCCAGCCACCUCAAUGGGCUCCUAACACUCCAGUUUGAAUACCUGCGACUUUAUAUCAACGCUUUCGCAUUCCAAGCCGUUCUUUAUCGAUCAUCCGGAAUUGAUCCUGCGUCGGAUCAUGAAAAAGGGGUGUCUUGUUUCCCUUACAGUGUCAUGGCGAGCCCUGAUGGUCGUCACAUCUACAUUGCCAUUGAUGCAGCUCAGAACGUUCUAAGGGAGCUCCUAGAUCAGCUUAAUCCCUCGAGGCAUUUGCGAUUCCUGCCUGUGCGAUAUUAUAUGAGUGAGAUCCAUGCAUCGGUAUUUCUUUUCAAGGCCCACACAGUCGGAGCAUUAAGCCCAGGAGAAUAUCAAUCCUGUUUUACUCUAAGCAGGCAGUUCAUUUCGAUGCUCAAAGAUGCAGCUACCACUCCAACACACAUUGCUUCCAAGUACGCAAAGUUGCUUGCAAGCCUAUGGUUCCAAGGACAGUCGACCACAGAAGCUACAAAGGCGAUCUUUCAUGCACCAAGCCCAGAAAAAAGAUCAACUGCUACUCCCUCUCUUCCACCGGCAGCCCUAGAGGAACUACAAGACAUCCCCGAGGGUGCCGCUUCUGGGGAUACAGGCAUGCAGUAUCCGAUCACGGACAGCUUCCCAGAUACUGCAAGGCUAUCAUUCAUGGACUCUGCCGACCUUCUGCAUUGUCCGGAUGUGUUCUUGGCGAAUUUGCCUUUCCUACGGGCCGGAUUUCCUGACCUUGAUGAUGAUGGCGCAGAUCCGUUUUUAAUGUCGGAUCUUCACCAUCUUUAA